This is a messenger RNA of Adineta steineri, 3486 nucleotides long. Lineage: Eukaryota; Metazoa; Rotifera; Eurotatoria; Adinetida; Adinetidae. The record is from the annotation of a GenBank genome assembly.
AUGAAUGAUACAUUUUAUGUCACACCUGUUAGUGAACUUGAAAAACUUGAAGAUUGGAAUAAUCCAUUGGCAUUUCAAGCAGCACAUCAUCAUGAAAAUUUGAAUGUUUCCGAUACUGUUGAAGUUGAAUGGCGAUUACGUGAUCGAAUGAAAACAGUUAGUGUUGCACUUGUUAUGUGUCUUCACAUUGGUGUUGAUCCACCAGACGUAGCUAAAAUAAAUCCAUGUUCAAAACUUGAAUGUUGGAUUGACCCAUUUGCUAUGACACCUCGACGAGCACUUGAAAGUAUAGCUGCUGAAUUACAACGUCAAUAUGAACGUUGGCAAUCUAAAGCACGAUAUAAAUCAAGUCUUGACCCAACACAAGAGGAUAUUAAAAAAUUAUGUAUGACUUUACGACGAAAUGCUAGAGAAGAACGUAUUUUAUUUCAUUAUAAUGGUCAUGGUGUUCCUCGUCCAACUGCAAAUGGUGAAAUUUGGGUAUUUAAUAAAAAUUUUACUCAAUAUAUCCCAUUAUCACUAUAUGAUUUACAAAAAUGGAUGAGUUCUCCAUCUAUUUUUGUAUUUGAUUGUUCUCAUGCCGCUGUUAUACUUAAUUUAUUUGUUAAAUUUGCUGAUCAAAUUGAUAAAGAACUUGAAGAAACACGACGUAAUUUAGCACAGAAUUUUUUACCUACUCUUACACAUACACCAACACAAAUGACUCCACAACUCCCAGCAUCUUCACCUUUACAUGACAUAUUACUUGGUGCUUGUGGUGAAAAUGAACUUUUACCUAUGAAUCCCGAAUUACCAGCUGAUUUAUUUACAUCAUGUUUAACUACACCAAUUAAAAUUGCAUUACAUAUGAUUGAUAAAAUACCUGGCACUGUUACUGAUCGAAAAUCAAUGUUAGGUGAAUUAAAUUGGAUAUUUACUGCUGUUACAGAUACAAUUGCAUGGAAUUCAUUACCAAAAGAUAUAUUUCAACGAUUAUUUAGACAAGAUUUAUUAGUUGCGUCACUUUUCAGAAAUUUUCUUCUUGCUGAAAGAAUAAUGCGUUCAUAUGGAUGUCAUGUUUGCUCAAGACCAGCAUUACCACCCAUGUUUGAACAUCGACUAUGGAAUGCUUGGGAUAUGGCUUUAGAUCUAUGUCUUAAACAAUUACCAUCUGUAUUAAAACAAACCGAGAGUGGAAUACGUGAACCUGUUUAUGAGCCAAGUUCAUUUUUUGCUGAUCAAUUGACAGCAUUUUCAGUUUGGCUGAGUGAAAAUUCUUUAUUAACAUCAACAAUCGAAAGAGAAAAUUUAAAACAACCUGAACAAUUACCCAUUGUUUUACAAGUACUUCUUAGUCAAUCUCAUCGACAACGCGCACUUGAUUUACUUGCUCGUUUUCUUGAUAUUGGCACAUGGGCUGUACAUCUAGCUUUAUCUGUUGGUAUAUUCCCCUAUGUACUUCGUUUAUUACAAGCAACGAGUGAUGAUCUACGACCAUAUCUUGUUUUUAUAUGGGCAAAAAUAUUAGCAGUUGAUCGAGCAUGUCAAAUUGAUAUUAUACGUGAAAAAGGUCAUGAAUAUUUUAUAUCAACAUUAACUGAUGUUCGAUCAUCAAAUGGUGUUCGUGCAUUAGCAGCUUUCAAUCUAACUUGUUUAGUUGAUAAUUAUACCAAAGGACAAGAUGAAUUAUUACAAGUAGUACCACGUGUUGUUGAUAUUUUAAAUACACCUGUGACAUAUUUUCGUGAAACAUCUGCACUUUUUCUUUGGUCAACAUUAUUUCUUGGUCAAGCAUGGCGUUCAAAUUCGCAUGCUUGUGAAAAAGCUGUACUUAGUAGUGCACCAGAGACAUUACAAACAUUACUUGCAACACAUGAUUCACCUGAAGUUCGUGCUGCUUGUGCAUAUGCUUUAGGUACUUUUUUAUCAGCUUCAACAUCUGGUGUUGAAUUAAGUGAACGUCGUAGUGACCAAUCAAGAACAGCAACAACAUAUCUUAUAAAAAGUCUUCACGAUGGUUCGCCACUUGUUCGACAAGAAGUUCUUGUUGCUUUACAUCAUUUUUUAACUUUAUUUACUCAUACAAAUCCAAAUCCAAAUCCAACGACAGCUGCAAACAAUGCAAAUCGACCGGUUGGUCCAACAUAUAUAACUGUUUCUGAUAGAGUAAAUGAAGCUAUACGAACUGUUGCUGCCUGUGAUCCAUCUUAUGAAAUGGUUCAAAUAGCUGAAUCAAUUAUAACUGAUCCACAAAAACCAGUUCAAACAAAAUUUUUUCAAUGGUGUUGUAGUCGAUUUCGAGUAUCAAAUACAAUCACACGUGAUCUUGGUUCUGGUAUAUCACCACAAAUACGAGGUGCUUUUUAUAAUGAAGAUGAAGAUGAUUGUUUUGCACGUAGUGGACGCUAUUGGCGUAAUCAUUGUAUUCGUUCAAAUCCAAGUCGAUUAGCUGAUUUUCAACAUAUGCGUGAAACAAUAUUUAAUAAUCGAAUAUCUGCUGCUACUCCACUUGCUUUACGUCUUCAUCCAUAUGAGAAUUAUUUGACUGUUGCAAAUUCGAAUGGAAAUUUAAAUUUUUAUGAAUUAGAUGGAACUCCACGUUCAAAAUCAGCAUUAAAGGUUGGUUCAGUAGGCUCAACAAUCAAUACAUUGGAUUAUAUUAAUGCACAUGAUCGAACAUUAAUUUGUAUUGGAACUGAUAAUCAUGCUAUUCGUAUAUUUGAUGAAUCUACACAACGUCUUCUUUCAUCUUGGAUCGCUUUAUAUGAUGAACAUAAUCCUCUCCAUACUACUGCUACUACUCAUCAUCAACGUUCGCCAUCAAAUGUUUCCAGUGCGUCUUCUUCUACUACAUCGACUACAGUUUCUACAACACCCUCAAAAUUUGUUGUUGAUUGGAAUCAACAUUUAUGUCGUAUAUAUGCAUCAAGUACGGAUAUGAAUAUAGUAGCAUUAUGGGAUGUUGAACGUGAACGUUGUUUAUAUACUAUGGAUACAAAUGCAUCCAGUGGUGUAUAUUGCCUUAUAUCAGAUUCGAAUGGUUUUUGUGCAGCUGGAAUGGGUGAUGGAACUGUAAAUUGUUUUGAUACACGUUCACGUGAUAGUCCAGUGCUUAUUAUACCACCAACAACACCAAUAAAUCGUCAUUCUCCUAUAAUAAGUUUAAAUGUUAAUACAAAUGAUCGUUUAUUAUCAAUUAGUAAUAUGGGUCAAUUAAGACGAUGGGAUAUUGAAAGUGGUGUUAGUGCUGAAUUAUCUGUACCACAAACAUCACAAAAUGUGUUAGCUGCUGAUGUACAUUCAACAGGUAAUGUAUUAGCAUUAGCAACACCAAAUGCUUUACAAUUUAAAACAUGUUUUGGUGAUCUUCUUUUCGAUAUAAAACAUUCAAAAUUUGCUCAAGUAUCAUGUCUAUCUUUUCAUCAAUAUCGACAAUUACUAGCUGUUGGCUUUAAUGAUGGGUCUAUAUCGAUGUUUACCGGAAAAACAAACUCAUCUUCUCUAUAA